AAUGUAAAAUUUUCAUUUUUGACGCGUUAUAAAAAUCUUAUUUAGGAAACAAAAUAUGCGUUGGCACAGAAGAAGAUGCUGAGUGUUAAAAAAUCCAAAGACUUCCCAUUCAACAGUUUGGCCUUUUUUUAAAUAAUGUUUUUUUAUCAAUAUUUGCUGAAAUCAAAGGAUUUCAAUGGAGAAAAAAUAAAGAAAAGAAAGAAGCGAAAUUACGAAAACAAAGAGCUGAUAAAGAAAUAGAAAUGAAAGGAAUUUGUAAAACCCUAAACGAUUUCUAUUAUCAACAUGCAUUAAAUCGAGAAACUACUAAAUUUAUUCAUACCCCUGAAGGAAAAGGUUUAAAAAAGCGCUUACUCAAGAAAAAACCAAUUAGAACCGAAAGUUGUGGUGACUCAAAGGACUAUAAUGAAUUUACUAUUUUCGUAUUAAAAAAAUCACCACCUGAGAUGAGGCAACUACAAUGUGAUUUGAUUAAACCUAAAAUACAAUCAGUAUCCGAUAAACAAUGCAAUUCAUUUGAGGAAUAUUUAAUUCAAUUUGGUUUAAGAGUGUGCUAUAAUUUUUUUAAACAUAUUUUUAGUAUAGGGAAAAAAAAUGAAAGAAAUUCCAUUUUAAAAAAGUUGACUAAGUAUCUUAAAAAUUAUAUUAUAAGACAUGAGAAGGUCAAGGAUGAGACUAUCAAAAAGAAGGAUACAUCAAGAAUUCGAGGAGUAAUUAAAUAUUACUAUAAAAUACUCUGCAAGAAGAUUAUGCCACAUUAUAAUUUAUUUUUCACAUUUUAUAAGAAGUAUUUAAAGUCUAAAGAAGGUAAGGGUUAUAAAACUCCUGAAUUAACUUGUGAUUAUUUUUCACGCAUACCUAGAGAAAAUAUGAACAUCGAGGACUAAUCAAAUGAUCCUUAAAUUAUAGAUCCACGUUUUAGUGAAAAAACGUUCACGUAUCUAAGUAACAAUGUAUGCACCUAUUUUUAUAUAUUUAAUUUUUUUUUGUUUUUAAUCACAUCCUUUACCAAUCAAUAAUCAUACUAAGCACAUAUUAUUAUAACCACACUUUUAUUGUAAACCGAAAGAGUAAAAUAGAGACAAGUAAUUACAUCAUACUUUAUUUAUUACUUAUAUUAUGUUGAUGUUUUUUUAUUUAGUGUCUUUAUUAUUGAAUUAGUUAAUAUACAUAAAAAUUUGGUGAUA
Messenger RNA from Myzus persicae (green peach aphid), 1187 nucleotides. RefSeq lists its product as uncharacterized. The transcript is spliced from 2 exons. NCBI's taxonomy places the organism in Eukaryota, Metazoa, Arthropoda, Insecta, Hemiptera, Aphididae. The record is from RefSeq and is a predicted model, not a curated record. The coding region runs from base 243 to 887 and encodes 214 amino acids.